AUGAUGGGUACCCGUCAGCAAUUGUUGCGUGUUGACAAGGCGGUUUUACCACCUAUCCUGGCUGGCACGCAUGUCAUUCCUUUAAGUGACUGUGUAAAGGACUUAGGUGCUUAUCUCACCGACGAUCUCACUUGGAAUAGGCAUGUGGCUGCUAUCUGCUCACGGGUGCACGGUCUUCUCUAUCGUUUGCGAUACAAGGGCGGAUCGCUGUCCAGUCCUUCUGGUUACUUGGCCACAAAACUCAACUGCUUGUGUAAUACUGUUGUCCGUUUUAUUUUCAAUCUUAGACGUGACGCCGCCCUGGGGCCGUUCUAUGCCAGACUUGAGUGGUUGCGCUCUGGCGCUCGACGAAACUACUUUCUUGGUGUUAGCACUUAUAGGAUCCUUACCACUGCGAAGCCGAGUUACUUGUUUGACCUAUUCCCUGUGGCACUUCUUCAUAAUGUGAUUUACAUGAAAAUGCAAGAAAAGCGAGAUUUAGAAAAGUUUACCAAGUUUUUAGCGCUUAAAGCUGCUCAAAUUAUAGUUCAAUCAAGAUCUGGUACAAAAAUUAAUACAAAAUGCAAGCCUCAUUCCUCAGGAGUAGAUUGGUUCAAUCUUUCAAUUCAAGAUUCAUUAGAUGUCCUGACAGAAGCAAGGCAAGUUCUUUGUAAAGAAUUAAUCAGCUCUAUAAAUCCCUUUUGCAUUGAAAUUUCGUUAAGAACAAUGGAAAAUGAGGUCAUGGUGCUGGAGACAUGGAGUCUUGGAAUUUUGUUUGAACAAAGUGAUCCCACAAUUAAGAUUACUUAUACUGUGUACAACAGAAUGGGAAUGCUUUUAAAAUCCUUAUUAUCUGUGUCAAGAGUUACGCCCGCUUAUAAAUUGAGUCGAAGUCAAGGGCCUGAUUCAUUUAUUAUUUGUUACAGAACAUACAUGGGACCACCACAAAUUCAUAGCUUAG
Copidosoma floridanum is the source of this 940-nucleotide messenger RNA. It is a transcript of the gene Atg13, whose product is annotated as Autophagy-related 13. The record is from RefSeq and is a predicted model, not a curated record. Gene Ontology annotation, biological process: mitophagy; autophagosome assembly; piecemeal microautophagy of the nucleus. Gene Ontology annotation, cellular component: cytosol; Atg1/ULK1 kinase complex; phagophore assembly site. Lineage: Eukaryota; Metazoa; Arthropoda; Insecta; Hymenoptera; Encyrtidae.